Molecule: messenger RNA, 6828 nt
Organism: Suhomyces tanzawaensis NRRL Y-17324
Lineage: Eukaryota; Fungi; Ascomycota; Pichiomycetes; Serinales; Debaryomycetaceae
Exons: 1
Coding region: 190-6738 (2182 amino acids)
Biological process (GO): retrograde transport, endosome to Golgi; endocytosis; intracellular protein localization
Cellular component (GO): membrane; Golgi apparatus; endocytic vesicle
Source: RefSeq, a predicted model, not a curated record
GUGAUAGAUGGCUGGACAUUCGUAAAUCGCCUUGGCCCCGUGCCCAUUCUCUUAAGAGGGUACCUCCCUCUCUUAGUUCAUAUACUGCGCGUGCAGGAUUACAGUUCGCGUCGAUUGAUCUACAAACACUAUACUGAAUCAGCUCAACGUUAAAAUCCUUCCCUUCUAUCAAUUUGUGACCGAUUCAAGAUGGCCGAGAUUGUACAAUUUCCAGGAGUUGCCAACGGGAUCAAUAAGAAUGAUCUUUUCAAGUAUUUGGUCAAUCUUCAUGUCCACUUGAAGUCAACACCUGAGGCUGACUUGGCGUUGUACCUUGGACAAUUGACCGAAGUCAUUGAGUAUUUCAAGGUUGAGACUCCCACCAGACCCAAAGCAAAAGUGGUGGAGCCGGAUGCUGAGAGACGAGAGGAAAAGCUUUCCUCCAAUAUUUAUAAACUAGUGUCUAGGAAUCUCAUGAUCAUCUUCACGAGCUUGACCAACAAGGUCCACGACUUCACUAACAACUUGUUGAACCACUUGCAGGUGAGCGAGUCUGGAGAACUUCCUCCAAUCUCCAAAAUCUCCAUCAAAAUACUCAUCGACUUAUUUGACACGUUUCCUAACUCGUUGGGUUCAAUUGUGAACUUUUCCGCCAACCAGAUAUAUAAGAUCUUAAAAAAGUCUCCUACCAUAGACAGCUCGUUGGUAUACUUGUUGAACUCAAUUACAAAGAAUGCAACCAAAUUGGAUAUCGAUGAGAAAUUCCAAGCCAAACUCAUGAAGAUCAUUACGAAGAAUAUUGUACAACCUCAAAUCUCUUUUGAGUUGUAUCUGGAUUCCAAAUCCUCCGAAGAAACUGCUACCACUAUAUUGCUAAAGAAAAGCUACAUUUUGGUUUAUAAAAAUUUGCUCCUCUUAGCAGUUUCAACAAACUACGAGAAUUUGUUAGCAUUAUCAACGUCUUCGAGCUCUGCUGGGUCUAAGAUGAAACCAGAAACUAUAAUGGUGCAGCAGAAUCAAUUUCAAGUCUCUCUUUUGGCCUCCAAUGAAAAGACAUUUCAUUUUUGCUUGUCUAAUCCCAAUAAAGAAAUCAGAGUUGCGGCUAUAGAGUUAUUAUCGCACUUGUUAAUCAAUUUGGUUCCUACAGGCAAAUUCAGUCCUAUAGAAUAUUUGAUUAACCAGUAUAAUCUUCCAAGCGCCAAUUGUUGGGAUUCCUCAUUAACCACGAUCAUUGACUUUGAUAAUGAUUCAUUGUCGAUUGAUAUCAGAAAAGAGAAGAAUACUCUUCUGGGGCAUGAUAGUAUAAGUCAAAUUAACCAGGCUACCGAAUUGUUGUUAUCACAAACUAGCAUUGUUGAAACCUUCAUUUUAUAUCUUCAACUUGAACAAUUCCAAAACUCAGAAUAUCUCUCUACCAAUUUAACAUUUAUUCUUGAUUCUGUUUUAUCCAAAUUUGGUGAGUUAAAUCAAGCAAAGAAUCAUAUUCAAAAUCAACAUUGGGAUAAAGUAUUGAUCCACUGGAGCUCUGCCAUCGAUUUCAUCAUUAAGGAAAUUGGCUCCACAUGCUAUGAGGUGCUUACGAGCUAUGUGUACACCAAGUUCAACUUGGAUUACAGCAGUGAAAAAUCGUCAAUGGAUACUGAAUUCACCGCGAGCAGACCAACGACAAGUCUGAGAAAGAGAGAAUCAAUGUUGUUUGGAUUUAGAGGCAAGAGUAGCUCGAAGAGUAAGGCUAAGGAUGCUAAAUUAAAAGAAAUUAGGCCUUACCAUAAUUCAUCUCAAUCAUUUCUUUUGUUAUAUAUUUUUGAAGUUUUGAUUCCUUUUGGUAUUAAUUUUAACUCAGUCAUACAAUCCAAAUCAAAGGAUUCUCAGGAGAAAACUAUCCAAGAUAGGGCAAUUGAAGAGGAAGAAAGCGAGGAUUCAAAGACGCAAGAAAACUCAUUUAUCAGGGAUAUUCUAUUCAAGUUGAUCGUGAAUGAAAAUGAUUAUACACGGAACUACGCCUUGAAGGCAUUGUUACUUUAUGCAAAGGUAAAUGAGGUUGAGAUAAACUUGAUAGUUCUACAUGCGUUCAAGAUGGUUAACUUGGAGUAUAAAGCCAGUGAUUCGAAAGAUGGAAAGUCAAACACAUCCACAUCCGAGGAGAACAUCUGCAAUUCCACCCCAACAAAGUUAAUUAGCUACUCAUUAGUAUUGCUGUCACUCAUUAAGCAAACUGAUUCAAUUCUUCUUCAAAACUCAACUAUUGUCAAAAUCUUAAGUUUUUGUACCCAAAACUUGAAACAUAACAAUAAUAGUAACUACACAAAUUCUCUCAAGAAUUCUGCUUGUUGGGUCAUUUUGUCAUCGUUGGUCACAUACUACAAUGACUCUGAGUUCGUUAAAUUGAAUUCAUCUCAAUUUCUUGUGUUUUGGAAGAGUCUUUUGACCUCGCAAUUCAUUAGUACAUCUUUGACAGCAGAUUCUCAGGAAAGUCAAAGUAACGAAAUUAUUGAUAAUUUGAAAUUGCGGAAUUUCAGCUUAGUGUGUUUAUUGAAUUACGUGGAAUCAGUGGAUUUGUCACCAGAGUCUCUCAAGCAGAUUCAAUUCUUAUUGACAAAGUCUUAUAAUUACCUCACGUACUUGGAGAGUAAUAUUCCAAAUGUCGGUUCUUACACAAAUUUGAAUAAUCAACUGUUCAACGAAGUGGACUAUAAUCCAAAUUUGCUCAAUAACAUCCAUUUUAUGAAUUCUACUUCAUUCAAGUUAUCCCUGGAUAGAAUAAUGAUCAGUUUGAUCCUUUACAGUAAAAAGAUUAUCUUGCAAAGUUUUACUAAGUUGGCAGCAUUAUUGAAGAAUGAUAUUAACUCAAAUAUGAUGAUAUUCCUAAUCAAGACAUUCAGCGAUUCCAAAAUAUUUAGUCGGAUUUUGGGCAAUGAGUCUUCUGAAAAGUCAAAGUCUAAAGCUUCAACUUCUGCUGCAUCCCACUUAGUCGAUUAUGAUCAUGAUACGAUUUUAGUUGGUGAAGACUACAACUACUCAUUUGGUAUUACUAGUAAGUAUCAAGGAGUUUCUGCGAACAUUGAUGAAUUAUUGAUUAAGAAUGGUCCAAAAGAUCACGACUCUUCAAUUGUCUUCAGUUCGCCCAACUAUCAAGAUCUGGUAACUCAGGAACUCAAGUUCAAGGAUACUUUUGCAUCAAAAGAGGGGAAUUCAUCCAACAUUAGACCAAUUGAAUCUCAUUUGGAAGACGAUUUUCAUACUUGGAUUGAUCUUUUUGAGAAGCUUGUUUUCAAAUCUGUGGGACAUAGUAUUAACUACGAUCCCAACAUUUAUUUAACACAAAGAUACUCUGUACAUGAGGAAUUUUCCCCCCCGAUAUUCACAUCGUUAGUGGAUUUGUCUAUUGAGCUUUUCCAACUCGUCUUUCCAAAUUUAAGUUUACAAAUCCAGUCCUCUUUGUUGGAGCAAAUGAGAAAUUCUUUAACCACUAAGGCAGUUGAUCCCUUAAGAUUAAAGGCAGUAAAGGUCAAUGUGUCAAUAGCUCUACAUGGACUUGUUAAUAACGCUAUCAAGAGAAAGUUGACUCUUGAUGCUCAGGUUGUGAAGAUCAUAGGAGAUAUUUUAUCCAAAAUUGAGACCAACAACCAACAUUUGAUUACUAUCAAUUCAGAUACAAUCGGCCUCGCUGGCUUAUUGGUGUCCAAAUCUACUGUGAACGAAUUAAUCAGCAAGUACGUUAAUGAGAUCGUUAAUGAUUCUAACCCUUAUAAGAGAGGAUUUUCUAUAAUCACGUUGGCACGACUUUACGAAAAGACCAAGUUCGGAUACCACGAUACCUAUAACGUUAUUUUACAAUUAUUGAAUGAUCCGAAUCCUAUUGUCUACUAUUACUCAUUGGAGGCUAUUAUUAUUCUUUUUGAAACCAAUGUUGAUAGUGUGAAUUACAUACCAGAGAUUUUGACAAAGGUUUAUGAAAACUACUUGAGUGAGAAUUUUGGUUAUGAUAUCAGCAACAAAACUUUAAUCAAUUUGAAAACGAAAUAUAAUUCUAUUGGAUUGAUUACCCGUCUUUUAAAGGUUCUUGUCACAUCACUUGGACCAAGAUUGACUGAAUUGGCCGAAGAUCAAAAACUGAAGAUCAAAAACUUGAUUAUUGCAUUGAGUCAUGGAAUUGGGUUGGCUACUAUUAAUGACUACACAGAUGUCUACAAGUACUUGCUUGCGCUUUUCCAAGAAUUGAUAAUUUUCGAUCCAAAGUUGAUCGAAGAUGAAGUUUCCUUUUUUACUGAGUUGUUGAACUUGAUCAUAUCAAAGAAUCUUAAAGUAGGCUUGGUGUCUCCCUCGCCUACAUCGAUAGCAAAGGAUUCAAUUUUUCCAUUCACGACUAGUACUGAUUUGUAUGAGGCAUCUUACGCAUGUUACGUGGAACUAAUUAAGAUUUACGGGGUAAAGAUUGUGGAUAAGGAGACUAUUAGCUUGUUAUGGAUAUCUAUGAACCUUAAGCCAUGCAAGGAAUUGAAGCAAUUCAUCACCCUUUGGUUAGAGUCUAGUUUAGAAAUGAACUGGUUCUCCAUCUUGAGUUCCUUGUUUAAACUCAGUUCAAAGAAGUUGCUAGGUCCAUUUAUUGAGGGUAAUUAUCAACAGAAGCUCUUGCCGUUGCAACAAAGGCAGAAGAAGAAGCAGCUGAAUAAACUCGAAUUUAAGGACGAAGAAAUUGAGAAUAUUGUGGGUGGCGACGAUGAAUCAAUGGAUAAGAAUGAACCAAUAACUUGGGAAUUCAAACUAUACAUAUAUGAUUUAUUGAAUCAUCUAUUAGAUUUGGCGUCUUCUAAUGGGAGAUUGCUUGAAAGCUUGAAGGACAAAAUCCAGGAAAUUGUCAAGAUUUCGUUCUUGGGAUCCACCUCUCCCAUUUCUUCAAUUAAGUUGGGGGGCAUUCACUUGCUUGAUAAAGUAUUAAGGUUGUUUGGGCAUAUGGCCGAUCCCUUAUACCCAGGAGUUUCCAUUCUUGAACAACAGCAGGCACAAAUCAUUAGUGCAUUGAUACCUUGUUUCAAUAGUGACAACGAUUCCAAAGUUAUUGUGAACACCAUCAACGUAUCUUCCAAGUUUAUCAAUCUACCUAGAAUCAAAUUUUACUCAAAACAAAGAAUUCUCAAGACUUUGAUUUAUUUAUUGGAAGAAAUCUCGGCCAAUAAGUUCUUGAAAUUCGGGUUCUUAGAGAAUAUGUCCGAGUAUGGAAGGAAAUCAAUUCAACUUUCUAUUUUGAAUUGUUGGGCUUUGCUUAAAAUAGAUGCGGAGGAGGAUCAAGAGACUACAGAGCCAGAACUUAUAGAAACGUUGGAGAAGUAUUCAACCUUGUUGACGUCACUUUGGAUCUUAGUUUUGAGAGACUAUUCUACCUUGAAAUUUAAUGAUACUUCCAACAGAGAGUUGAUUACUUAUGGUAAUUAUUGGAUCAAUUUUAUCAGCGUUCUCAGUAUCCAAUUGGAGCGUAACCCUCAAUUUAUUGACGAGUACUUAGGGGGUGAUGGAGAAAACUUUUUCUUCGUAUUAUUCAGUCAAUGUGUUGAAUCCCUCAUCAAGAAUAAAAGUGUUCCUGAGAUUUUGAACUCAUUGAAGAGAUUGGUCAAGAUUUCGGCGUUAGUCUCAUUGUUAUUUCACGAUGAUAUAUUCGGGGAGAUCAUUGAUUUGUUUGAUCGUUUAAUAUUGAUCGAUGACAACACUGAAGUUCAAUGCGAAUUGGUUGAGAUUGUCAGCACCAUCUCAAAUACAUAUGUCACAAAUGCUACUGGAGAAGUAUCUUUGGAAAAGGUGGAGAAUGGCUUCGACAAAUUGUUUGAAUUAAUUAGGGUGGAAAUGUUGCCCUUGUUCAAUAUUCUUCCGUUCUUGAGAACGGACUUUGAUCCUUCGAGUGAGACACAGAAGCUCACUCUCAGAUCUUGUGAUAGUGCUCCUAGCUUGUUAAUUUUGAAGAAAACAUUAGAAAAGUUGGUCGAGAUGAUGGCUAUGUUCCCUGUUGUUGUCAAGGUGGACUUAUAUUCAUGUUUAUUAUUUAUGUUUUCCAAGAUUUAUGAGUUCAAGAAUGAACUAUUGAUUUCAGUUAUAUUGCCUCACUUGAAGCAAGUCCUCAGCGAGUCAAGUCAAUUUGAGAAUAAUCUUGUCCAAAACUUCAAUGACAUAAUCCGUUCACAUUACUCCAUAAGCAAAGAACUCAAAUACUCUGUGAUCACAUCAAUGGUUUUGAUCACCAGUGGAAAUAUUCAGUUAAGUCAAAAAGACUCGGAAGAUCUUGGUAAAGCGUUGAUUGGAUUGCUUGGGGACAAGGAGUCUGCCAACAUGGCAAUUCAAUGUAUUAAGUCUUUGAACCAGUACUCAUCAAAAAUACAAAAGCCUUUAUUGGUAAUGAAGUACUUGGUCUCGGACUUAAUGACUAUGCUUUCAAGCGAGGAGUCUCUAGAAAUCGAUCCAAAAAUCUCAUUUGAAAUAUUGAUAUCAUUCAGCCGAGUGUUGACCGAUGACGCCAAAUUGGUGGCGUUGUACUCUGUCUUGAUCCCAUUGUUAAUUAGGUACAAUGAUGCUAGCAAGCUAAGCAAGAACUACUUGCACGAGAAGUUGUUAUACUUGGUGCAAUACAGUCCUCUGAGCUUCAAGAUUGUUGUCAAUGGAAAGUUAAGUGAUGGACAACGAGUAUUAACUGAGGAGUUGGUGAAGAUGCAAGAGACUAAGGAGGAAGUUAACAAGGAGGAAAUCGAGUUGAAGAGAUUCAACGAAAGUUAGAGAACUCCUGUUGCUCAUAUAUAGUGCUUAUUGUAUUAAACUAAUGUACAAUUAGCUUUCAAUAGAUAUUCGUAAUGUAUGUUUCCUGUA